Protopolystoma xenopodis is the source of this 555-nucleotide messenger RNA. NCBI's taxonomy places the organism in Eukaryota, Metazoa, Platyhelminthes, Monogenea, Polystomatidea, Polystomatidae. The record is from the annotation of a GenBank genome assembly.
AUGCCGAGGCUGUCCGCUGCUCAGCCGGGGCUCGAUCUGGCCACUUGCCAAGCGUCGCUGGCCAGCUUGGUUUCACUGGCGUCAGAGGCCCGCGACAUUCAACUGUCACACGCCCGUCUCACGCGCCAGUUAAGCCAAGCCGCCUCAAUCCACGGCGGUGAAUGCAGCCCACCUCGUCGAGUGCCCAGUCACGAGGAGAUGGGCGUCGAUUUCUCGGCCACAGGAGCGCCCUGUGGAGGGAUCAUUGGGGCGGAGUUGGAGGAACGCGAAGAGGACACAUGGCGCGAGACACACGGUGCUUAUGCCCAACUGGCAGGCCGCUUUCACACUUCCAAGACGUACAUCUUGGAAUUUAUUGACAGAAUUGAAGCCACUCGCAGACGACUACAUGCUUGCGUUAUAUUCUACAGUGAAAUCGCUGUGGUACGUAGUAAAGGCUUUAUUUCAGGCAGUAUUGACAAGAAACUGCUUGUCAAAGAGUCUCUUAGACUAUUAGUGCUAACUUGUAUCAGAUUAUGGAGCUACUUGAGUUUCACUUCGAGAGAAAGUGUAUGA